AUGGUGCGACUAGCAGUCUAUGGGGGGGUCAGCACUUUCUUAUCCCUGUCGAUCGUUGCGGCGGCGUUCCGUCAAAGGAGCAACUUCUAUGCGGCCUGCAUUUACUUAUCGAAAUCCAGCGCUUGCAUGAUGAUCCUCAUGAAUAUGGGAUUCUUUCUCACCAUUAUAUUCGGGCAAUUACUUCAAACCAUAUUUUUCGGACGUUUGCGCGCUGUUGAAAUAGAGCAUUUAUAUGAGAGGUCUUGGUAUGCAGUAACGGAAACAUGCUUGGCCAUGACCAUCUUCCGGGAUGAGUUUGAUACUAGAUUUGUUGUGACAUUUACUACCUUAUUGUUCUUGAAAAUCUUUCAUUGGUUGUGUCAGGAUCGAGUAGAAUUCAUGGAGCAGUCGCCGGCUGUUCCGAUAUCGUUCCACGUGCGAAUGGUUUCGCUGAUGGAAAUAUUGUGUGUUGUAGAUGCCAUCCUUGUUCAUAAUGCCGUCGAUUCAAUCAUGAAAGUUGGUCCAAAUAUGAUGAUCAUGUUUGCAUUCGAAUAUUCUAUUCUAGGAGCUACCAUAAUAUCUACCAUAUCCAAAUAUAUUUUGAAUAUUAUUGAUAUGAGACGAGAGGAGCCGUGGGAAAAUAAGUCCAUCUACGUCUUUUACUUGGAACUCGUGACCGAUUUCUUUAAGUUGAUUACCUAUCUGAUAUUUUUUGCGAUAAUACUUAUGUAUUAUGGAAUACCUCUACAUAUAAUACGUGACGUUUACGUUACACUUCGAUCUUUUCUUCAAAAAUGUGGUGAUCUUGUUCGAUAUCGUCGUGCCACAAGGAAUAUGAACGAGCGUUACCCGAAUGCAACCAACGAAGAACUCGAACGACUGAGUGAUCGAACAUGUAUCAUCUGUCGAGAAGAGAUGAUAGCUGCCAAUAUAAAUAAUAAUGAUAAUAUUGUACUUGAGGAUAUUGCUGGAGUUGGUUGGAGAGACAACAGAGCUGCCCUACGUGUCGAAGACCCGUCUUGUCAGAACGUAAGUUUCAUAGCAAAUCCAAUUCCAGGAUUUCCGGCUGUAACAAUAUUUCCUCCUCCGGGGAUGCAAGGCCCAUGGCCUGUUCCUCCGAAUCCGCAUGCAAACUUGAACGAACGUAAUGUAGAAGAUCAGGCAAACCCAUUAGCGAACCAAAAUACACAACAAUCCACUCAUCAGGAUUCUUCACAAAAUAACUCUGGAGAUCGAACAUCAAAUGAGGAUGAAGCUGCCAAUGCAUCACAUUCACAACCCCCCACAAAUUCAUCUUCGUCCACGUUACCCAGAUGGCCCUGGGAUCAAAACAACACAGCAUCUAGAAUAUUUUCUUCAGUGCAACAAUCUAUAGGUCAUCAACCGCAUAUUUCACAAUUCCCUGGUCAUGUCCCACCCGGGUUAAUACCACUUUUCCCCAUUCUGCCUAUGCGAAGUAAUGGUAAUACGAAUGCAGGUGGCAAUGCUACUUCAUCAUCACUAAGUAAUUUAUCGGAAGAACAAAUUCGUCUUCUGGAAACUACUUCACGGGAAGCACUUUCGGAAAGAAUUCGAAUAUUACAAGAUACUCAAGGACAAAUUUAUAAUAUUAUCAGUACACUGACUCAGACCUUGAGUGUGCUCCCUCAGAUUCCUGCAGCCGAGAUACCUGCAGUGUCAACAGAUGCAAAUGCCUCUACGUCGAAUGUCGAUGUUGGUAUCGAGAGUGUGAAUAACAUUAACUCUAGUGAGAACUCUUUAAAUAAUCAAAAAACCGAUGACGCGAAAAAUAAAAAAGGAAAAGGAAAGAGUGUAACCGUGACGGAAGUCGAUGAAAGUUUUGAUCGCUGGGAACAAACAAAUGAUUCUCUGGAGUGA
This is a messenger RNA of Acaulospora morrowiae, 1857 nucleotides long. The record is from the annotation of a GenBank genome assembly. Lineage: Eukaryota; Fungi; Glomeromycota; Glomeromycetes; Diversisporales; Acaulosporaceae.